AUGGGGUCAAACUCGACUUGGACCGCCAUGGAAAACAAGGUGUUCGAAAAUUCCCUGGCAGUUUACGACCAAGACACUCCCGACAGGUGGCAGAAUAUAGCCCGGGCUAUCGGGACAAAGACUGUUGACGAGGUCAAAUGUCAUUACCAGAAGCUCGUCGAGGACAUCGAAGAUAUCGAGUCCGGCAAAGUGCCAUUGCCCGACUAUAGACCGUAUCACGAAAAUGGCAAGUGCAUAGGGUGA
This is a messenger RNA of Striga hermonthica, 243 nucleotides long. Lineage: Eukaryota; Viridiplantae; Streptophyta; Magnoliopsida; Lamiales; Orobanchaceae. The record is from the annotation of a GenBank genome assembly.